Lolium rigidum is the source of this 1494-nucleotide messenger RNA. RefSeq names its product chlorophyll synthase, chloroplastic-like. The record is from RefSeq and is a predicted model, not a curated record. Gene Ontology annotation, biological process: chlorophyll biosynthetic process. The transcript is spliced from 15 exons. Lineage: Eukaryota; Viridiplantae; Streptophyta; Magnoliopsida; Poales; Poaceae. Bases 71 to 1204 code for a protein of 377 amino acids. Gene Ontology annotation, cellular component: membrane. Gene Ontology annotation, molecular function: chlorophyll synthetase activity.
CCCUCCUAUUCCCCACAGACCACAGUCCACUCCAAGCAGCUAGCGGCUGGCUCCUCUUCUCUCCUUCCCCAUGGCCACCUCCCACCUUCUCGCCGCCGCCGCCGCCACAUCGUCCUCCUCCGCCACCUUCCGCCCCCCUCUCCGCUCCCUGUCCUCACCACCCCCUUCGCUAGCCCUCAACCGGCGGCGGCCAUUCCCGGUGGUCUGCGCGGCCGACGCAGACGCUAAAGAAACAACGAAGCCGAAGGUCCCAGAGAAGGCGCCGGCGGCAGGGUCGAGCUUCAACCAGUUGCUCGGGAUCAAGGGCGCCAAGCAAGAAACUAACAUAUGGAAGAUCCGUCUUCAACUUACCAAGCCAGUGACAUGGCCUCCACUUGUCUGGGGAGUGCUUUGUGGAGCAGCUGCCUCUGGAAAUUUCCACUGGACAGUUGAAGAUGUUGCAAAAUCUAUUGUUUGCAUGCUAAUGUCUGGUCCAUGUCUCACAGGAUACACACAGACAAUUAAUGACUGGUAUGAUCGGGACAUUGAUGCUAUUAAUGAGCCUUACCGUCCUAUUCCUUCAGGAGCUAUAUCAGAAAAUGAGGUUAUCACUCAGAUCUGGGUGUUAUUGUUAGGAGGUCUUGGGUUGGGUGCUUUGUUAGAUAUAUGGGCAGGGCAUGAUUUUCCUAUUAUUUUUUACCUUGCUCUUGGUGGGUCCUUGCUUUCUUACAUAUAUUCAGCACCACCUCUGAAGCUCAAGCAGAAUGGAUGGAUAGGAAAUUUUGCUCUUGGUGCGAGUUACAUUGGCUUGCCCUGGUGGGCUGGCCAGGCGUUAUUUGGAACUCUUACUCCUGAUAUUGUUGUCCUAACUUGCUUGUACAGCAUAGCUGGGCUCGGGAUUGCUAUCGUAAAUGACUUUAAGAGUAUCGAGGGGGAUCGAACUCUGGGACUGCAGUCACUUCCUGUUGCUUUUGGUAUGGAAACUGCAAAAUGGAUAUGUGUUGGAGCAAUUGACAUCACUCAAUUAUCUGUUGCAGCCUACCUCUUGAGCACCGGCAAGCUGUAUUAUGCCCUAGCACUACUUGGACUAACAAUUCCCCAGGUGAUCUUGCAGUUCCAGUACUUCCUGAAGGACCCGGUGAAGUACGACGUCAAGUACCAGGCGAGUGCGCAACCGUUCUUCGUCUUCGGCCUGCUGGUUACCGCCCUGGCGACCAGCCACUGACCGAUGCAAACCAACCUGAAGUGAAGCUCGGGAUGUUUUGGUCCAAGGACAGAUCAUUUUGUACAACAGUUAGUGGAAUAAAAGCUGCAGCAACCCUUAUAUGUAUAAGCUUUUUGAUUGGGCGGUAGGGUAGAAUCAGGAAUGCCCCCCCGACGCAUACGGUAGACCGUAGAUGCACGACGCCAGAUUGUUUUGAUGUCAUCAGUGGCUGUGUAACGUAAUUUUGAACACAGAACAUUACUGUUGUAUGAUCAAACUGUUUCUCAUCAUGGAAAGUGCCACUCGAUAAA